Messenger RNA from Ramularia collo-cygni, 123 nucleotides. RefSeq lists its product as uncharacterized. The transcript has 3 exons. Bases 1 to 123 code for a protein of 40 amino acids. The record is from RefSeq and is a predicted model, not a curated record. Lineage: Eukaryota; Fungi; Ascomycota; Dothideomycetes; Mycosphaerellales; Mycosphaerellaceae.
AUGCGAGACUGUACAUGUUGGAAAGCGUAUCUGUAUGUUGAGGGCUGUGAUGAAGCGGGAACAAGGAUGGUGCUGCGCUUGUUACUUGUGAGCAUAACAAAUACAACGUUGAUGCGGAUAUGA